This is a messenger RNA of Auanema sp. JU1783, 2034 nucleotides long. Lineage: Eukaryota; Metazoa; Nematoda; Chromadorea; Rhabditida; Rhabditidae. The record is from the annotation of a GenBank genome assembly.
AUGCGUCUUCAAGUGCAGAUUGGAGCUGAAUCCAUCACAAUCUCCUGUACCGAUGAUGAGACGAUUCACCAGGUUGCCAGUCGUACUAUUCAAAAAAUGCGUCGUUUACGCUCGUCCUUAGUCAGGAAAGAUGGGGCAUACGAAGAAGUUCGAAGAACUAUUGGGAACUCGCUUCUCGAUCCUGAAGAUUUGGCUUCUGAUGUACUAAAGGAUGGAGACUACAUUAUGCUCAAUAUCAACGAGGAUGAUACUGAAGAAGCUAAGGAAGAACGCCGUCAAGAAGAAUUAGCAGAAAACAAGAAGCAAUUGGAAAGUUUGGGCAAGAAAAAGACGAUCUCAUUUAAUCUUCCUGAAGAAGAUGGUUUCUUAGGAAAACCAACAAGACUUCUCGUCUUGGACGGUAAUAGCUUGACACCAGAAGAUCUUGUGAAUUGUGAGAAAGGAGAAUGUCUAAUUCAAUUGUCCUUAGACGCCGAGGAAAGAAUCAGAAAGGGCAGAGCUUUCCUCGAGAAAAUAGCAUCUGAACACAAAGUCGUUUAUGGGGUCACAACUGGUUUUGGCACAUUUUCCAAUGUGAAAAUUGAAUCAUCCCAAAUAAGGAAACUUCAGCUCAACUUGAUUCGAUCGCAUGCUGCCGGAUAUGGCCAGCCAUUGAGUCCCAACAAAGCGAGAAUGUUACUUGCCUUGAGAAUCAACGUAUUGGCUAAAGGACACAGUGGUAUCAGUUUCGAAAACAUUAAGAAAAUGAUAGCCGCAUUUAACGCUUUCUGUGUAUCAUGGGUUCCACAACAGGGAACCGUCGGCUGCUCUGGAGAUUUGGCUCCUCUAGCUCACUUAGCCUUAGGGUUACUCGGAGAAGGAAAGAUGUGGAGUCCAGCAACUGGAUGGGACGAUGCUGCGAUAGUACUGAAAAAAAAUAACUUGGAGCCAUUAGAUUUGGGACCAAAAGAAGGACUUGCCCUUAUCAAUGGAACACAGAUGGUCACUGCGCUCGGAGCAUUCACUGUUGAGAGAGCUUAUAACAUUGCAAAACAGGCUGAUGUCAUUGCAGCAUUAUCCUUGGAAGUCUUGAAGGGAACGACUAGAGCAUUUGAUCCUGACAUUCAUCGCAUUCGUCCACACAAAGGUCAAAAUUUGUCAGCUCUCCGUUUACGAUCUCUUUUACACUCAGACGCUAAUCCUUCACAAAUAGCAGAAUCACAUCAUAACUGUGGAAAAGUACAAGAUGCUUACACACUACGAUGUGUUCCUCAAGUUCAUGGCAUCGUUCACGAGACCAUUGAAUUCGCUUACAAUGUUCUACUCACCGAAAUGAAUUCGGCAACGGACAACCCAUUAGUUUUCGCUGAUCGGGAAGAGAUCAUAUCAGGAGGAAAUUUCCACGGAGAGUAUCCAGCUAAAGUUCUGGAUUACCUAGCCAUUGCUGUCAAUGAGCUAGCUCAAAUGAGCGAGCGUCGUUUGGAACGCUUAGUGAACAAAGAGCUUAGUGGUUUACCAACUUUCCUCACUCCUGAUGGUGGUUUAAACUCUGGAUUCAUGAUUGUGCAGUGCUGUGCUGCUAGUUUAGUAUCUGAGAACAAAGUACUUUGUCAUCCAUCAUCCGCCGAUAGUAUUCCCACUUCCUGCAACCAAGAAGAUCAUGUCAGUAUGGGAGGUUUUGCUGCUCGUAAAGCACUUACCGUUGUAGAACAUGUAGAAGCAGUUCUUGCAAUGGAGUUGCUUGCAGCCUGUCAAGGUAUAGAGUUUCUGAAGCCAUUAGUAUCAACGGCCCCCCUGAAUAAGGUUUACGAGCUUGUUCGAUCGGUUAGUCCAGCUAUCACUGAAGACCGUUUUAUGCAACCUGAAGUUGACGCAGUUCUGCAAUUAGUGAGAGAAAAUAAGAUUUGGGAUGUUGUUUCUCCUUAUUUGGAGACCUUAGAAGCUAUGGAAGCAUUGGAUCCCGAUGCUCUUCGUGUCGAUGCUAAGACUCCAACUGGAAUAGUAAUGGCUGAUAGAAUUGAAAUGCCAGAUCGUUCAAGUGGUGACGAAUCCUAA